Dermacentor andersoni is the source of this 1768-nucleotide messenger RNA. RefSeq lists its product as uncharacterized. Lineage: Eukaryota; Metazoa; Arthropoda; Arachnida; Ixodida; Ixodidae. The record is from RefSeq and is a predicted model, not a curated record.
GUUCCGCCGUCCGCCGCCACUCAUGACCUCCUCGCGGUGCUCGCGCCACCGUCGAAGCAGCAGCGGCACUCUUGAACCGAGCGCGCGAGAUGUGCACGGCUACGGACGGCCGGGAACAACCACGCAGAGGCAGGGAAACCCACUCUGGCAGGACGCCUCUCCUGCGCCACCCAAGAGGAACGACGACGAGGGCUCCGAGCGCGCAUGUACGGCGAACAGCUGCGUCGACGCCAACCUCCUCCGCCGUGGUCCUAACCCGGCUCUGCCCGAGGGCCUCGAACCACCCCGAUCCACCUGCGGAAGCUGAUGUCUGUCAACUGGCAGCCAUGGUGGCUGCCAUGACCACCUGACCUGGGCGAGCAGUAGCGCGUCCUCCUGCCAGUGGGACAUGCUGCUUCAAGCCUGCGCAACGUUGAAGUCGUCCACCUAUAUUACAGCUCGCCCAGUGGAAAGCGGAGGGAGGUAGACCCUCCUGGAUGGUAUGCGUCCAUGACCGGUCACCAAGAGCUCGUUCCCUCUGCGUGCGAUCGCCACGGCGCCUGCGAUCAGGGAACGUAACGUCGCCGCCGGGCUGUGAACACUACACACUCCGCGCUGUGUCAUGACACGCCAUCCCUUAGACGGUGCUCGUUCAAGCGGCCAAAUGAGAGCGGCAGCAUGCUGACGACGUGUAGCUUCGCGUGCCUUUUGCUUCUGCUGCAGCUCACGGAAUGUUCACCCACGGCUUACGACCUCAGCAGCUCCGAACAACCACUGACAAGGGAGAAGCUACAGCUAGUGCAGCAGCAGCAGCAACAGCAGCAGCAGCAACAGCAGCAGCAGCAGCAGUCGCCGUCGCCUUCGUUCAAGCCCGGCCGCAGGACCAACUACGGCCUGCUCAAGUCCGAGCCGUGCAGUUCGGACCAGACGUGCAGCAUGCGGGAUCCGGCUUCCCGCUGCCUCGAACAGUUCUGCGUGUGCCAACACGGGUUCACGGACCAGUUCGGCGACCGCUGCAAGAAACUCGUGCCGCUGGGCGAGGUCUGCUCCGAGAACCUGGUCUGCUCCGGCGACGCCGUCCAGUGCUCAGACGAGAGAUGCGUCUGCGAACGAGGCUUCGCCGAGGACGAAGGAGCCUGCAUCAAGGUGGACCCAUCGCGGGCCUCCAGCCGCAUCCUGCUGUACGUGGUGUGCGCCGCGACUGUGCUGUUUGUGGUGGGCGGAAUGUCGUCCAUGCUCUACUCACAGGUCAGGCAGCGCCACUUCAAGGACCAGGCCUGCGACAACUGCUUCCUCGCACAGUGCACGAUUCUCUGAACUGUUGUUGCAGCCUCACGAGUACAUUCCUUCCCAAACUGCAGCUUGCGGCGUGAUUGCCGUCGCCAUCGAUUGCCGUCGCGCAUCUGAGACAUGGACGGCUCGGCGGUCAAAAUGACCACUGGACGCUGCGGAUGAUGCUUGUUAAUAGCAGACCGUAUCAAAAUGCAACGCAACUUGAGAGCGACGAGCUUUACCUGUUUCAUUUGAAGCCGUGCUGAUAAGAUGGACUGACUGGCGUCAUGCUCCACAUUAGGCGCACUGCUUCUGAUGUGUCGCGUGAAAUGUUCGUGUCGUUUGUGUGACUUGUGAAAACACGUUUUAUGCAAAAGUCACCCGUGUUUACAGUAUUCGAUUGGACAAGUCCUGCUCUUCCUGCCCUCUAUUAUGAAAGCUACUUGCUUUGUCAGUUUUACGUUUUAUUGGACCUGUGCAGACAUGCACCCUAUAAAAACACAGCAUCGCACAGCCG